This is a messenger RNA of Histoplasma mississippiense, 2157 nucleotides long. Its product is annotated as adenosylhomocysteinase. Gene Ontology annotation, biological process: L-methionine cycle. The transcript has 9 exons. Gene Ontology annotation, cellular component: cytosol. Bases 1 to 2157 code for a protein of 718 amino acids. Gene Ontology annotation, molecular function: adenosylhomocysteinase activity. NCBI's taxonomy places the organism in Eukaryota, Fungi, Ascomycota, Eurotiomycetes, Onygenales, Ajellomycetaceae. The record is from RefSeq and is a predicted model, not a curated record.
AUGCUGCCGCAACAUCUCCUCCAGGAGGAGCAGGCAUCGAUAUUCUACCGCUCUCCAGAACGGAUAGCAAAUGCUGCUGGGGCCAUCGAGGGCAUGGCGACAUCCCACAGGGCCUAUGUGGACAAACCAGUUGCAACCGGCCUGAAACGGAUAGGCGUGACGAUGUUCGGAGUCACAACCCCUUGUGUCGAUCUAAUCCGACUUCACCUCCAGAGUAAUUAUAACUACGAGGUUUAUGUUUUCCAUGCUACUGGCGCCGGUGGCAGAGCAAUGGAGCGGCUCGUUAGAGAAGGGAAAAUCGACGCUGUUAUCGAUGUGACUACAACGGAAAUCGCAGACGAGUUAUUCGGCGGCAUCCUUUCCGCUGGCCAUGAUCGUUUGCGUGCGGCUGCCGAGGCUGGAAUCCCGCAGGUUGUCAGCGUGGGCGCCUGCGAUAUGAUCAAUUUUGGCCCGAGAAGCACAGUUCCUAAAAAAUUCCUGGGCCGCAAACUCUACGAGCAUAACCCUACAGUCACUUUAGUUAGGACUAGCGAAGAGGAAUGCGCUCAGAUUGGCGAAUUUAUCGCGACACAACUUCGGAACCAUGUUGUCAAUCCAAAGCUGGUCGAGGUCAUUCUGCCCACCGGCGGCUUUAGUCUCCUGUCAACACCUCAUAGCCCAUUCGAUGACCCCGUUGCUGACAAGGCUCUUUGGGACGCGUUGAAGAAGGGGCUGGAAUCAAGCGCUGUCUUGACCGGAAUAACAGCGGCCCGAUCGCUUGGCGACAAGUACCCCGCCUCCCAUCCUUCACCAUACAUAGCCAUCAUGAGCGCCCCAGCCCACAAAUUCAAGAUCGCUGACAUCUCACUGGCCGCCUUUGGCCGCCGGGAGAUUGAUCUCGCCGAAGGGGAGAUGCCUGGUCUCAUGGCCAUUCGUGCGAAGUACGCCGAAGCCCAACCAUUGGCUGGUGCUCGCAUUGCCGGAUGUCUUCACAUGACUAUCCAAACCGCUGUUUUGAUCGAGACUCUAAAAGCCCUUGGUGCGGAAGUGACCUGGACAAGCUGCAACAUUUUCUCUACUCAAGAUCACGCUGCAGCUGCUAUUGCUGCUUCAGGGACUCCAGUAUUUGCCUGGAAAGGUGAGACCGAGGAGGAAUACAACUGGUGCCUUGAACAGCAGCUGGUUGCAUUCAAGGAUGGAAAACAACUCAACCUCAUCCUUGAUGACGGUGGUGAUUUGACCGCACUCGUGCACAAGAAAUACCCAGAGAUGCUCAAGGACUGCUAUGGACUAUCAGAGGAGACCACUACUGGUGUCCACCACCUGUACAGGAUGUUGAAGAACAACGAACUUCUUGUCCCUGCUGUGAAUGUUAACGACUCUGUCACCAAGUCGAAAUUCGACAACCUUUAUGGGUGCAGAGAAUCCCUUAUUGAUGGAAUAAAACGUGCCACCGAUGUCAUGAUUGCUGGGAAGGUUGCAGUGGUUGCUGGAUUUGGCGACGUUGGGAAGGGAUGUGCUCAGGCCUUACACAGUAUGGGUGCGCGUGUCAUUGUGACUGAGAUUGAUCCCAUAAAUGCCCUUCAAGCGGCUGUUUCCGGCUUCCAAGUUACCACCAUGGAGGAGGCCGCCCCUAUCGGGCAAAUUUUCGUAACCACCACAGGAUGCCGUGAUAUCUUGACCGGGGAACACUUCUCCGUCAUGAAAAAUGAUGCAAUUGUUUGCAACAUUGGCCAUUUCGACAUUGAGAUCGAUGUUUCUUGGCUCAAGGCCAACGCCAAAUCUGUUCAAAACAUCAAACCCCAGGUCGACCGCUUCCUUAUGCCAAACGGCCGCCACAUCAUCCUCCUUGCUGAGGGUCGUUUGGUGAAUCUUGGCUGUGCCACUGGUCACUCCUCUUUUGUCAUGUCAUGCUCCUUCUCCAACCAAGUCCUUGCCCAAAUAUUGCUUUACAAGUCUCAAGAUGAAGCAUUUGGCAAAAAGUACGUCGAGUUCGGCAUCACUAGUGGCAAGCGAGAUAUCGGUGUUUAUGUUCUCCCCAAGGUUCUUGAUGAGCAGGUUGCUCUUUUGCACCUUGAUCACGUCAAUGCCAAGUUAUCCAAGCUCACACCGAAGCAAGCGGAGUAUCUGGGCUUGGAGAUUGAUGGCCCUUUCAAGGCUGAGAUCUACCGUUACUAA